Contarinia nasturtii (swede midge) is the source of this 1587-nucleotide messenger RNA. RefSeq names its product LDLR chaperone boca-like. Gene Ontology annotation, biological process: protein folding. NCBI's taxonomy places the organism in Eukaryota, Metazoa, Arthropoda, Insecta, Diptera, Cecidomyiidae. The transcript has 3 exons. The record is from RefSeq and is a predicted model, not a curated record. The coding region runs from base 872 to 1444 and encodes 190 amino acids.
CAACUCAGUGUGUGAGAAGGAAUGAACGUAUAUAUACAAUAUCAAUAGAUGUAUAUUACAAUAUAAAAAAAUAAGUGUUCGACUAUAAUCGACGACCGAAAACAAAAGCAAAUGCAAAAAUUUCAAUUCAAUCAAUAAAAUAUGUGUGAGUGUUUAACCAACAGAUUGUAAGAGUGAUUACGAGCAUGCCGAUUCGUGUAAAAUUCAAUCGAAAAAACAAUUUGGUGAAGACAACAUCAAAACAUUCGCACAACACAAAAGAAUCUGAAAACAAAUGAACUGAGUCAGUCUUGCUAUUAAUCAUUUUGGGGCCCGUGCAUAUAUUUGGUGUGUGUGUGCGCUGCAUUGAACUAAAGUGUGUGCUGUUUUUUUUUAUCUGUCUUUCCGAUCGCGAAAAAAGCGUCUUUCAUUUGUAUCCCGUAUAGAAAACAUUUGUUAAUUAUAACAGUCAUUGCCAGCUAUAGAAUAACAGCAAACGUACCCCAGUUCUCUGUCCAAAGUCAUGUUGUGAUUGGCAGCGUUAAGUUUUAAGAAGUGAUUUUAUUCAAGAAAAAUAUUGGUAUUUAUACAAUUUAGAAUAAUAGAAAACAGUACAUAUAGUGGGAUAGACUUUAUCAACAUAUGGUCCAUUAACAUUUCUAUUUCAUAUUUAGCUUCAUUUUUACUGUUCUGUAUAUACGUGCAAAUGAAUAUAUUAACCUGUUCAAAACAUCAACACAAUAUUAGUUCGAUUCAUAUAGAAACUAAUAUUUCUUAACAAUAAUAUUGUUCAGAUUCAUUGAGAAUCAAUAUUUCUCAACAAGUCAGCAUAUUUAAAUUCAUUCAAAGAAUUUAAUUAGUUUUUGCUUCGGUUUUUUAUUACAAAAACAAAAUGAUAACCUCAAAUAGAAGAUUCCAAUUAAUAGCGAUGCUUGUCGUUUGUUUGAUAAUCGCUGUAAGUGCAGAAAAGAAUGAUGAUAAUGAAAAACCGGCAUGGGCAAAGAAAAAAAUCUCAGACUAUUCAGAUGUGGACAUGGAACGAUUGUUGGAUCAAUGGAACGAAGACGAUGAUGAUGGUGAUCCAGAUGAUGAUGUGCCCGAACACUUGCGACCAACACCACAAAUUGACUUAUCCAGUAUAGACACAAGUAAUCCCGAGAAUUUACUGAAAGAAUUGAAAAAAGGCAGAACAGUCAUGACAUUUGUUGCUGUAUCGGAAAAUCCAAGCCGAAUUGAGACAGAAGAAAUCACCAAAGUAUGGCAAACUAGCCUUUGGAAUGCUAAUAUUCAAGCAGAAAAGUAUAUGAUUGAUGAUAAUCGAGCAAUAUUCAUAUUCAAAGAUGGCAGUCAGGCAUGGAAAGCCAAAGACUAUCUCAUUGGUCAAGAGCGAUGCGAAAGCGUAUCGGUGGAAAACAAAGUAUAUCCAGGAAAAGGAAGUCCAAACGGUGGAAAAGAUGAACUUUAAAGAAAUCAUUUUAUAAUCGAUUUAUGGAUAAAUUUUCUGUUAUUUUCAAAUCAACCAAAAAUGAUAAAUUGAAGCCGAAGCUUUUCUCAAUGUAUACUUCGUAUGGUUUUAAAAAUAUAGUAAGACAAAAAAUCAGAAUCUUU